AUGGUGGAAGAGUACUCUGCCAUUUAUGAUGUGGCUAUGACAUCAAAUUUUGGUUGGAGUGCAAACAUGGAGAAGAUCAUGCAAUCUCAGACUUUAUCAGAUGCUAGCAAGCAAGCAUGCAUGCGUGGCAAGAGGAUACUUGUGAUUAACCCAAGGUAUCCAAUCAUCAAGGAGCUCCAUAAGAGAGUAGUAAAGAACGCUGAGGAUGAGAGUGUAAAGCUGACAGCACGACUUAUUUACAAUUUUGCACUCAUGAAAGGUGUUUCCAAUUUUCCAGAUCCCAAGAUAGAUGGAUUCAAAGAUAAAGCAAGCACUUUUACUGAAAUUACAAUCAAGUUGAAGAAUGGCAUUGCCUCAAUCACAAAAAGCUCUUUCUUUGAUACUUGA
Prunus dulcis (almond) is the source of this 387-nucleotide messenger RNA. RefSeq names its product endoplasmin homolog. NCBI's taxonomy places the organism in Eukaryota, Viridiplantae, Streptophyta, Magnoliopsida, Rosales, Rosaceae. The record is from RefSeq and is a predicted model, not a curated record. The transcript is spliced from 3 exons. Gene Ontology annotation, biological process: protein folding. Bases 1 to 387 code for a protein of 128 amino acids. Gene Ontology annotation, molecular function: ATP hydrolysis activity; ATP binding; ATP-dependent protein folding chaperone.